AUGCAAAUGUGUUGUUAUCAGUAGUUUAUCAACUCGCGUCUGCUCUGUCUGAACACGAUUUUAUUACUUUCUUUACUAAUUUAUUUAUUGUGUGGUACGUGCAACUGCAAUGGUGCAAUACUGAUGCAACACUGUGUUUAGUGUUCUGUUUUGCCUACAACAUCUAUGGCUACCUUAUCAGCUUUGUCGAAGAAUUGUCGAACAAUACUUAGGUCCUCGCUCAGCAGAAGCCUUCCAGCGCUUGCUUAUCACAAGAAUGUGAUCGAUCAUUAUGAAAAUCCAAGGAACGUAGGUUCCCUAGACAAGAAUGAUCAACAAGUUGGCACCGGGUUAGUGGGUGCACCAGCAUGUGGUGAUGUCAUGAAAUUACAAAUUAAGGUGGAUGAAGAUGGAAAAAUAAUUGAUGCAAAGUUUAAGACUUUUGGGUGUGGCUCAGCAAUUGCUUCAAGCUCUCUUGCCACUGAAUGGGUCAAAGGCAAAACCGUGGAUGAAGCCUUAAAAUUGAAGAACACAGACAUUGCUAAAGAGUUAGCAUUACCUCCAGUGAAACUGCAUUGUUCAAUGUUGGCUGAGGAUGCAAUCAAAGCAGCUCUCUCUGACUACAGGAUUAAGCAGCAGUCAAUUGAAAAGGCAAAAGAUGAAUGCAAGGAGUAACAGCACCGGCCACCAGCAGAUGAAAUUAAACAAAUUUUUCUCAUUCCAACUGAUCAAACUCUGAGGGAUAAUUCCAAUUUUCCAACUAUGAAUUAAUCCAUUGUAAUUUUUGAAAGUUUAGUUGUCUGGGCUGUUUUUAUUUUAUUUUUUUUUCAGAAGGUAAUGGUGUCACAGCCAAGGCAGUGAUUUUGCAGUAUUUGUCUCGAUAUAUUUGUAAAAAUUAAAAUUGUAGAGUCUUAAAAACAAUCUUUGUGUAUCUACUCGUUGUUGCGUUUCUAGAGCUAAUAAA
Bemisia tabaci is the source of this 943-nucleotide messenger RNA. RefSeq names its product Iron-sulfur cluster assembly enzyme (gene IscU). Lineage: Eukaryota; Metazoa; Arthropoda; Insecta; Hemiptera; Aleyrodidae. The record is from RefSeq and is a predicted model, not a curated record. Gene Ontology annotation, biological process: iron-sulfur cluster assembly. Gene Ontology annotation, molecular function: iron-sulfur cluster binding; iron ion binding.